UGGGCCAACCUCCCUGUGCCGCGGGCAGCAGCCGAGCGCUGCGCCCCACAGCCCCCGCUGGGCGCGCAAGGCCGCCCCUCGGCCCGCCCAGCGGCACCAGUGCCCCGGCCCGGCCCGGCCGCAGGGAGGGCGGGAGAGAGGGAGGAGCCGCCUCGGCGCCAUGGCUGCCGUCUGCCCGCAGCCUCCUGCCGCCCGGGGCUGGGGCGGGCUCUGGAGACUCUGCAACCUGCUCAUGGCCGCCUUCUUCGGGCUGGCGGCCGCCGUGCAGGUAAAUGACCCUGACGCUGGACUGUGGAUAGUGGUCUAUUCUGUACCAGCUGCCCUCACACUGCUUGUGGGCUAUAGCCCAUCAAUUACAGAUAAUGUUGUUUGGAGGACUCUGUCUGAUCUGCACUCAGUUGCUUGUGUCAUGGGGACCAUUGCCUUGGGGUGCUCUUUGUUUGCUUACACACAAGCUAAUAUCUUGCAUGAAGAGGAAGGCAGGGAGUUAUCUGGUCUGGUGAUUAUUGUAGUAUGGAUGAGUCUCUGUCGCAGUUCAGCAAAAAAUCCGUUUGGAGGAAUUCGGCUGUUGGUUGCAAUUUCUCUUUCUCUCGUUCCUUUUGUAAUGUGGCUGUACAUUUAUGUGAACAAAGAAGUGCGAUCAUCUUGGCCAACACACUGCAAAACAGUGAUUUAACUACAUGGGAAGAAACUCACACAAUAAAUAUUUUAACAUCUA
Molecule: messenger RNA, 718 nt
Organism: Alligator mississippiensis (American alligator)
Lineage: Eukaryota; Metazoa; Chordata; Crocodylia; Alligatoridae
Gene: TMEM220
Product: transmembrane protein 220
Exons: 6
Coding region: 161-676 (171 amino acids)
Source: RefSeq, a predicted model, not a curated record